Neltuma alba is the source of this 1366-nucleotide messenger RNA. RefSeq lists its product as uncharacterized. The coding region runs from base 38 to 1366 and encodes 442 amino acids. NCBI's taxonomy places the organism in Eukaryota, Viridiplantae, Streptophyta, Magnoliopsida, Fabales, Fabaceae. The record is from RefSeq and is a predicted model, not a curated record. The transcript has a single exon.
AGAAUAAGAGAUUGCUUCUGCUGGAUUGAUUCUGAGGAUGGCAGAAGCUAGCUCAAGCAGUGGAACAAUGGCGGGGAGUGAUAUUAUAGCGAUGAAGGAGACGCUGCGGGCUCAGCAACAACUUCUGCAGAAGCUGUACGUAGAGUUGGAUGAAGAAAGAGAAGCCUCUGCAACAGCAGCGAGUGAAGCUCUUGACAUGAUUCUGCGUUUACAAGGAGAGAAAGCAGCAGUGAAGAUGGAGGCCCGACAAUAUGAGAGAAUGGCAGAGGAGAAGCUAGAACAUGCAGAGACAACUCUGGAGAUCUUCGAAGAGCUCAUGUUCCAGAAAGACAUGGAGAUUGGUUCUUUGGAGAAUCAAAUUCAGGCUUAUAAGAGAAAGCUUGUUAGCCUUGGAUGUGAUCCUAAUCUCAGUGAGUUUGAGCUUCAGGAGGAGAAUAAUAAUAACAAUCAGUCGGUUCAAGGAACUGAUGAACAUCAUCAGAACCCAGAAAAUGAAUCAGUGAGAAGGCUCCAUUCAUUGCCUCCUUUACCUGUAAAUAAGAACAACUUCAGAGCUGCUAGGAAGAGAGAAAGAUCACCAAGUCCACAUCAUCAUACAGAUAUGAUUCAAACAAUAGAGGAGGAGAAAACUGAGAAAAAACCCAUCCAACAAACCACGGAUUUUGCCAAUAACCCUGUAGAAUCUACGCAUGAAACCCUUGAUGCAUACUGGGAACAGAUUAGAAAGUUAGAUGAGAAAGUGAAAGAGAUAUCAGAUUGUAAGGAAAUAGAAGGAAUCAAAGGUCCAAACCUGAGAGGCAGGAGACACAGAUCAUGUUCAUCAUUUAGAGCAAGGAGUAAGACAAUCUCUAGCAUUAAUUCACAUCAAGUUCAUCAUGAAGUUAAUAAGCAACAAAAUAGGGAAGCAAUUACAGAUCCUUCUUGUUCGGUAAAUGUGCAUGAUGUGUUUGAAGUUCCACAACCUGGGGAUAGUGAUGGAGCCAAUAAGCAUGGGAAAAAUAGACUAGAGAGGUUGAGGACAACAGAUUCAGAUAACAGGUUAACAAAACCAGACCCAGAAGUGUUAGACGAAAAGGCUGAAGCACUUUCUAGAUAUGAUUCAGGAAAGGUAAUGAGGUUUCUAAGCAUAAACACGGAAACCAAAGCACACAGUCCAAAUGGUAGUAGUAAUAAUAAUAACAACAAGAUCACUUGUAUGUUUGGCCGGAAAAUGGAAGGAACAAGUGUGGAAUGCAAUGGGGAAGCGGAGUUUCACCUUCUUUCGAAGAGAAUCGAGAGGCUUGAGAAGGAAAGGGGGAGAGAGAGCUCAGAGGCAAGGCAAGAAUUACACAUGAUGGAGAUGGUGAAGAGCAGCUUAGGCUCUUGA